This is a messenger RNA of Colletotrichum destructivum, 1848 nucleotides long. RefSeq lists its product as uncharacterized. The coding region runs from base 1 to 1848 and encodes 615 amino acids. NCBI's taxonomy places the organism in Eukaryota, Fungi, Ascomycota, Sordariomycetes, Glomerellales, Glomerellaceae. The transcript has 2 exons. The record is from RefSeq and is a predicted model, not a curated record.
AUGGUCGAUAAAUUGGAGCCUCCUACCAACAAGCCAGCCAUGUCCUCUGAGGUUCGCCCUUCACGCCCGCCCGAGACCCCCCCUCAGCAGGCCGGUAUACGGCUUUCGACAAUUACUAAACUUAUCAAAGGAUGGUGGACGUUGGAGUUGAUUACUAUGACUGUCGGCCUCAUCACUUUCGCCCUCUACCUGAAGCUUUUGAACGAUUACAAUGAACAGAUUGUAGACGACCAUUACUGGUUUCAAUUCCCUCACUCACCAUUCAAAACCCUACAAUCUGUUGUUGCGCAGUUGACCACGGUUAUGAAGUUAUGCAUGACGUAUCUCGUCGCUGGGGCGAUGGGUCAGCUCAAGUGGUACCAGUUCCUGCACCACUCGCCCAAACCGGUGGCCGAUCUGCAGGCCUUUGACGCAGCAUCUCGAGGCAUAUCUGGAUCUGCUAAACUGCUUUUUUCAAAGCACAGAUUGCAGUCGCUCAACAUCGCACUGGGCUGCGUCUUUUUCCUCGCUACCUUCUAUUCGUCAUCCUCGGCGCAGAAUACCGUCACUCAAGGCCGAGACUACAAGUGGUAUCCGACAAGUAGUCGGUUCCAGGACGCAGCAUUCCCUUUCAGCAUUUCGUACAACAUAAGCGACCCCGUCUUCCAGAUCGCAGAACCAGGCAUGCAGGCGGCUAUUCUCGCUGGUUGGACGUCUGACUUUAACCCGGGCCCCGUUGCCCAGGGCCUCAAGUUGCCAAUCCUCUGCUCCACCGGUGUUUGCCGAUGGUUCCAUGUCACUUCGCUGAACGUUGGAUAUGAAUGUCAGAGCGUGCAAGCCGCCACCGACUAUGACGGCACCGUGUAUUCCAACCCAGCCAACAUCAGCAACCACGUGUCAACGACCCAUUCAAAUGGCUCUGUUAUCCAAGUUCCCGCUUCAAUCUACCUGAAGUCGAGCUACGAACUGCCAGUAAACAGCACAUUCAAUAAGUCUUUCGCUCACAACCCAGGGUUGAUCGUUCAUUUGGCAGCGAUCACCAAGCAUGAUGAGUGGCGGGGACCGGAGGCCGUGGAAUGCAUUGUGUUUUGGCAAGUACGAUCGAGCGAUGAAAUUUUUUACGACGUCCUGAACAUGGACGGAACUGCCAAUAUCACAGCAGUGCCUGGUUUCAAAAACCAUAUGGCAGCGGUUGAGCAUUCGGAGAUUGGUGGCAAAGUUAUUGUCUUAGAAGGACCAUGCAACAACAACAAAAACGGCGAACCUGACAACGACGACGUGGCAAGAAAUUCCACCAAGCCCUGUCGGUAUGAAGCUUCUUUUGAAGCCCACGAGGGACUUCGCGAGUACAUGAUGGGGCUUUUCGGAGGCCACAUCCAUAAACAAACGCAGCCAGACGGGACCUACAACAUUGCUUCCACUAACCUCGCUUUGGAAAUACUCCUAUGGGCGUUGAGAAGAAACAGUCAGGCAUCGGCUCCUUUGCAUGAGACGAUGAAGAGGUUACUGUCCAACGUAUCAAUAUACGUUGGAGACACCCUGAAGAUUGCUUCCCCGCACCGGGUGCAAGGAGAAGUAGCCACAGACCAGUAUUACUUGGUGAACUGGUGGUUUGUUCUGUAUCUCGGUGGCAUGCUUGCGUUGAGCAUCUAUCUCUUUUUGUUUGCCAUUUGGCGAACGCGGCACCUGCCUAUCUGGAAGACGUCUCUGCUACCUUUUCUUUAUCACGGGUUCGAUCAGCCGAUGAGGGAGCAGGGAGAUGAUUCCACCCACCUGGCAUGGAUGGAAUUGGCGAGUGAACAGCAGAAGGUGGCCCUGUGGGACGAACACGAUGGCCUGGGUCUAAAGCUUCGGACCGUCAACCGUUAA